Molecule: messenger RNA, 1975 nt
Organism: Maniola jurtina (meadow brown)
Lineage: Eukaryota; Metazoa; Arthropoda; Insecta; Lepidoptera; Nymphalidae
Exons: 13
Coding region: 1-1701 (566 amino acids)
Source: RefSeq, a predicted model, not a curated record
AUGUGUGUUUACAAAAUUUAUGUUUUCCCUACGCUUUUAGAGUCAGCAAAAUCAGAUCUAAGCGUUCUGACACCAGAAAUUAUUUGCUCAGAGGGGGACAACAAUACGUUGGGAAGACCGGAUUACUCUAUGAUAAGAAUCCUAUCGGAAUCACACACUGAUAUGCAUAUAAAAUGGUCCGUGAGGUGGAGUCCGUUAACAGUAACAACACAGCGGUUUACUAUCAUAACAUGGAAGUCAGUUCGCGAUCUCGAAAAGAAAUUAAAUGGACCUCAAUUGGAACCACUUCUAUUUGUUCUCAAGAAUGACGAGCUGAUUAGUGGAGUGAACUAUAUUCUGAACUUAACAGCGAUUGUUUCUGAUGAAAUCAUUACUAAAUCUUUUUCAAUAAAGUACUACAAGUAUAACCAGGAUGCAACAGAGUCGACGAAUGAUGCCUUUUCCAUGAUGUUAUUAGGGGGACGGACUACAUGUGCAGAUGUAGAUUUUGCAAUCGAAGCCGAUGUUAGGACUUGCUCGUCUACACAGGAUUAUUACUUUUCUUGGGAAGUCUACAGCACAACAUCCGCUUAUUAUGUUAAUGUAUCGAAUAUAAUUGGGUCCAACCUGGAAAUGCCUCGGUAUACUUUAAAGCCUGGUUUUUAUGACGUGAAUUGCCAACUUAGGAAUGAGAGUAAUGACAUUUUAUUAAAAGAGGUAAAAGUUCCAAUUCAUGUGCACAGUUGUGGAUUGGAUGUAUUUUUGAGCGUAGACCAUCUUGUAAUAUCCACAGACAAUGCUUUUACUAUUGAGUCUGUAGUUAUAAACCACGAUUACGAAGAUUAUCCUGUACAGUAUGACUGGAAAUGUCUUAACAACUUAGGAGAAUCCUGUGACUUCAUUGAUAAUAGUCAUGAUAAUAGUUUCAACUUUUCGUCUGGGAUUCCAAAGAUAGGCGAGUAUUUAAUAACUCUGAUUGUGGUUGCAUCAAACCAAUCAGCUAAUGCAAGUGCAACUAUAGACGUCAUGGAACCGAAUUUGCCAAUUCUCCAGAUUGAACCUGUAAAUCGUGUAAUAAAUCAGGGCAGCAGUACUACACUUUUAGGAAAAGCGUUCCAUGUAGCGCCAUCUUGCAGUGUGACCUGGUAUUUUGCCGCUGAAGGGUUCCUGAAUACAUCAGAACUGCACGGUGUAGCAAUAUCGGAUACACACACAGUAUUUUCUCUAGAAGAAAGCUUUCUCAGCGAACUGGCUGACUUCAGCAAUGAUACUACAUCCGUGGAGAUUGAAGUCGACAUAACCUCGGCCGGGCGAGCGCGCUUCCUCGUCGAAUGCAACUGCACUUAUAGUGCUAAUUGCGAAAGUAUAGAUCUAACAGCAACUUACGCUGAACUUUACUUUCAGCUGAACGAAACUCCGAAAGUUGAGGAUUUGAUGGUGUCACCUGAGACGGGUUCGGCUUUAGAGACUUUGUUCCAAAUCAGAUCCCGAGCGAAGGACUUUGAUAGACCUUUGCGAUACUCAUUCUAUUGCGCUAUCGGACCGAACGUAACCCUUUUACUGGGAUCCUAUUUAGAGUACGAUACGGUUGAGACAUUCCUGCCUUUUAUUGGUAGAUGGUGUAACUUUAAUUUGGGUAGAGGUAUGCGAUGCGCUUGGUGCUUGCUCGAAAAGCGAAACGAGCAGCAUUCAAGUGCGACCAAGCAGCGGAAAAACGUUUGACUCUCUUAUUGAAUACGCCCGCGCUUUUAUCAGGAGAUGUGAGAUCACACGUUUCAUGCAUGUUGCCAUAACUGCUGCUAUUAGUUACACGAAUGCUGGUCAGCUGGAACUAGCGGGCUUAUUUAUGAGAACAGUGCUUGAAUCGCUGCCAGCCUUACAUUCCGGUUGCUCGUUACCGCAGCAUCGAUAUGCCGGCAUUUUGGGCCAGCUCGCCGCCGCAGGGUUCGACGUUACCCCUUUAUUGGCCUGAUUUCAAAUAAAACCCUAGCUAUAU